This is a messenger RNA of Tupaia belangeri chinensis (Chinese tree shrew), 948 nucleotides long. RefSeq names its product olfactory receptor 4F6. Lineage: Eukaryota; Metazoa; Chordata; Mammalia; Scandentia; Tupaiidae. Gene Ontology annotation, biological process: G protein-coupled receptor signaling pathway. Bases 10 to 948 code for a protein of 312 amino acids. The transcript has a single exon. Gene Ontology annotation, molecular function: G protein-coupled receptor activity; olfactory receptor activity. Gene Ontology annotation, cellular component: membrane. The record is from RefSeq and is a predicted model, not a curated record.
ACAGAGGCAAUGGAUGAAGCCAAUCACUCUGUGGUUUCUGAGUUUGUGUUCCUGGGACUCUCCAAUUCAUGGGAAAUCCAGCUUCUCCUCUUCCUCUUUUCCUCUGUGUUCUAUGUGGCAAGCCUGACGGGAAACCUCCUCAUCGUCCUAACUGUGACUUCUGACCCCCACUUACAGUCCCCCAUGUAUUUCCUGCUGGCCAACCUGUCCAUCAUUGACUUGAUAUUUUGCUCCUCCACAACUCCCAAGAUGAUUUACGACCUUCUGAGAAACCACAGAACCAUUUCUUUUGGGGGAUGUAUAGUUCAGAUUUUCUUUAUCCACGCAGUCGGGGGCACUGAGAUGGUGCUGCUCACAGCCAUGGCCUUUGACCGAUACAUUGCCAUAUGUAAGCCUCUGCACUACCUGACAAUCAUGAGCUCACGAAGGUGCAUUUUGUUUUUAGUUGCUUCCUGGAUUAUUGGCCUUAUCCAUUCAGUGACUCAGUUGGCUUUUGUUGUAGACUUGCCUUUCUGUGGCCCUAAUGAGUUAGACAGCUUUUUUUGUGACCUUCCUCGAUUUAUCAAACUGGCUUGCAUGGAGACCUACACAUUGGGAUUCAUGGUUACUGCCAAUAGUGGAUUUAUUUCUGUGGUCUCUUUUUUAAUUCUGAUAAUUUCAUACAUCUUUAUUUUGGUGACUGUUCAGAAAAAGUCUUUGGGUGGUGUAUCCAAGGCCCUUUCCACUCUGUCAGCUCAUGUCACUGUGGUAGUUUUGUUCUUUGGGCCAUUAAUCUUUUUCUAUAUGUGGCCAUUUCCCACAUCACAUCUGGAUAAAUUCCUUGCCAUUUUUGAUGCAGUUAUUACUCCUUUUCUAAAUCCUGUCAUUUAUACUUUUAGGAAUAAAGAAAUGAAGGUGGCAAUGAGAAGACUUUGCACUCAGUUUGUGAAUUACAGUAAAAUCUCUUGA